CGGAGGCGGCGGUGGCAGAGCCAGUGCCAGCGCCGCGGAGCGAAGGGCUCGGGGGCUGUUGCACGUCGCCGCCGACAUGGAGACGUUGUACCGGGUGCCUUUCAUGGUCCUGGAGUGUCCCAACCUGAAGCUGAAGAAGCCGCCAUGGGCCCACAUGCCGUCGGCUAUGACGGUGUACGCCCUGGUGGUGGUGUCUUACUUCCUCAUCACUGGAGGAAUAAUUUAUGAUGUCAUUGUGGAACCUCCUAGUGUUGGAUCUAUGACAGAUGAACAUGGACAUCAGAGACCAGUUGCUUUCUUGGCAUACAGAGUAAACGGACAAUAUAUUAUGGAAGGACUUGCAUCCAGUUUCCUGUUUACAAUGGGAGGUUUAGGUUUCAUAAUCCUAGACCGAUCCAAUGCACCAAAUAUUCCCAAGCUCAAUAGGUUUCUUCUUUUAUUCAUUGGUUUCGUCAGUGUCCUCUUGAGUUUCUUCAUGGCGAGAGUGUUCAUGAGAAUGAAGCUGCCGGGCUAUCUGCUGGGUUAGAGUUCCUUUUGUGAAGACACAACCGUAACUGGAUUUGCUCCUUUUAAUGGCGUUUCAAAGGCCGUUCUGCCCGCCAGGACAAAGCUUGGAACAUGGAUUUACUGUGUCUCAGAAUGACAUAAGGAAAGGCCUGGUGUAAAAAUGCAAAAGGUUUUAGUCCAAUUUUUGGAAAAAACCCUCUUGGUCCCCUUGAUGUGAUCAUCUUAUAAUAAUAAUAGUAAUAACACCAUUGUUUUUCUAUAUUGACCCACCAUUCAUGUCAAGUAAUCACAUCUGUCCUCUUUGUUUUUUCCCCCCAUUUUUGAGAGAAACUAUUUUCCUUUGUAUAAUGAAAGUAUUGAAUAAAGUAUUUCCUUAUUUCCUACAAGCCUCUUUGUAAAUUUCACCUUUUCAGGAAAAGACACUUUUGGUGAAGAUGUGCACAAGUCCAUUCAGGGAGCUGGAGCCUCCAGGCUGAUGACUCUGUCCAGGGCUCAGCUUUGCCUUGACCCUUCAUUGUUUUAAGUGUAGCUCUCAAAGGCUGUGAUUUUGUGUGAGACUGUGUUCCCUAAACAGUAAGAUGUAUGAAAGGAGCCUAAAUAAAUCAUUUUUCUACUGA
Molecule: messenger RNA, 1124 nt
Organism: Vombatus ursinus (common wombat)
Lineage: Eukaryota; Metazoa; Chordata; Mammalia; Diprotodontia; Vombatidae
Gene: OSTC
Product: oligosaccharyltransferase complex non-catalytic subunit
Exons: 4
Coding region: 77-526 (149 amino acids)
Cellular component (GO): oligosaccharyltransferase complex
Source: RefSeq, a predicted model, not a curated record